Acinonyx jubatus (cheetah) is the source of this 1601-nucleotide messenger RNA. RefSeq names its product BCL2 like 14 (gene BCL2L14). The coding region runs from base 227 to 1207 and encodes 326 amino acids. Lineage: Eukaryota; Metazoa; Chordata; Mammalia; Carnivora; Felidae. The transcript is spliced from 6 exons. The record is from RefSeq and is a predicted model, not a curated record. Gene Ontology annotation, biological process: regulation of apoptotic process.
UAGUCCUUCCGUAAGCCUCACUUCAGCCUUACUAGUCCCAAACCUGAAGCGGCUACAGCCAGAUGGGAUCUUGGAUCACAUGAGCCUCCCUAAAUGAGAAGCCAAGAAGACUGGGUGAACGUUUCCUCUUAAGUUUUGUGGAGAGAGACUCAGGUACAGAAAUACCUUGCUGCCUACCUGACCUGAAGCAGGAAAAACCACUGACAGCUGCGUUCCCAGGGUCGCCAUGUGCGCCACCAGUGCCUGGGACCUGGAGGAGAUCCCCCUGGACGAUGACGACCCAAACAGCUUAGAAUUCAAAAUCCUGGCGUUCUACGCCAAACACCACGUCUUCAAGAACCCGCCGGCUGCCUCCUCCCCAAGGCCGCCGAGAACAAGAAGUUUGUCCCAGAGAGGACUGGGGAGUUGGCCAGCAAACGACUCGUGGACACAAGUGUCAUGGGCUUGGAGAACUUCCCCAUCCCCUGAGCAGGCCACAAACCUGGGCAAGAAAAAGUCAUCUUGGAGAGCACUCUUUGGAGUGGUAGAGAAGGAGGAAAAUGAACAGAGCCCGCCUACGGCCCGCUUGGAGGGUCAGGCGAUACCAGAGCUUCACGGUCCCAGUCAUUCAAGGGCUAGGUCCCUUUCUAACAUGGGACAGCACAGAGAGCGUGAAGCUGAGGACCCCCAAGUCGUUUCCAUUGCCAACCGCGUUGCCGAAAUUGUGCAUUCCUGGCCCCCAGCCGACGAGGUCCACGGUCAGGCGGGAAGCCGCAAGUCCAAAGGCAGUUUUGUCCAUCCGUUCAUCCAGCGCCAGGGCUUCCAGCUUCCAGCGCCCAGUGCUAAGAAAGAUGGAGAGGAGCAAAUAAUAGCCCAAAUCGUUGAGCUGCUGAAAUAUUCAGGGGAUCAGUUGGAAAGAGAGUUAAAGAAAGACAAGGCUUUAAUGAACAGCUUCCAGGACCAGCUGUGCUACCCUGUUUUCAAGAUCAUCACAGACCAGUUCCUAAGGGGUGUGGACACCAGGGGAGAAUCAGAGGUCAGAGCUCAGGGCUUUAAGGCUGCUCUUGCAAUAGACGUCACGGCCAAGCUCACUGCUAUCGACAAUCACCCUAUGAACAGGGUGCUGGGCUUUGGAACCAAGUACCUAAAAGACAACUUCUCGCCCUGGGUCCAGCAGCACGGUGGAUGGGAAAAAGUGCUUGGGAUAUCACAUGAAGAAGUAGACUGAAAAAUCAGAAGAUUUGUAAUCUGGAAUACUCAUUAUCCAACUAGGAUCCUGUCUACAUUGGUCUCAGCAUAGACUAUGGGAGAAAAUUAACAUGUACAAGGCAGAGGGAGCACUGAAGUUUUCAAAGUCAUUGUUCCUGUGAAUCCAGAGGCCUGAGGAGAGAGGCCUUGUCUGUCUGCAGCUCAUAGAAUGUAGUAGUGUGGCCAGUGACAUCCAUGUUUCCCAGGUUCUCCAAUGAGUGUGGGAGGAAGUCUAGGAAGACAAGUGGUAAUUUUCCUUUCAGAUGUUCAGAACAGAGACGGUCACCUUGUCUCUGUUGGCCGCUUUGGGGAAAUUUUGUUACAGAUAUUUGCUGAUCUCAUAAGGGCGAAAUGAUAAAUUGUGCAUGUGUUUA